This is a messenger RNA of Coturnix japonica (Japanese quail), 5046 nucleotides long. The record is from RefSeq and is a predicted model, not a curated record. Lineage: Eukaryota; Metazoa; Chordata; Aves; Galliformes; Phasianidae.
UACACUUGGGCCAAGGGCUGUGGUGGCCUCACUCCAGCCUGCCCCCAGCCCUGCAGGCAGCAGCCAUGUUCACAGUGCAAUCCGGCUUGUCAGGCUGCCUGGGGGGGGGUCUCAGGCACACAGAAAUCUUGCUGUGAGGAGAGGAGAGAAACACAGAAGGAAAGAGGGAGACGCCCAAGCUCUUGGUGUGCCACUGCUGAAGUACUUCUCGUUUCAGUUUCCACAGAGAGUGGCAUUCCCUUCCCCCCAGUUGUGUGGGGAAGCCUGGGUGCUCGCGGCUGUGGCUGAGCACUGAUGUCCACACUACAGCCAGGGAAGCAUGUGGAAGGGAGUGCUGGACACCGAACCCUCCUUCCUCCCAGAGGCCUUUGAAUGGCACCAUCAGCUGCCUCCAGGCCUGCCAUGGUGUGGGGCUGGGGCCCCAAAUUUGUAGCACCCUCACCCUGUGUCCAAGCCUGGUACACAGGCAGCGUGGGAUGGCCCUCAUCACAAGACUGACUGUGAGGAGGCAGCUCCCAGGCACCAUGAAGAGACAGAGAGGGAUCUGACAUCCUCAUUAAGUCUGGGAAAAAAGAGAUGCCCUCAGGCUUGAAUCUUGGAUAAUUACCAUGAUGUCCAGUGAGAUAAAAUGUGGAACUGCAAUAUUUAGCACUGUUUAUUUCAAAGCAACCUCUGUAACAUAACCUCUGCUCUGUACUCUAGAGAAGGAUGGUUUUAUGAUUCCCUUUAGACCAAUGUCUCAGACCUCAGCUUCUCCAACUCAUGCUCCCUGUCUGCUCUGCUCUGUUGGGGUAUCUGGCCUGAGGAACUCCCUCAUGCCUCCUGGUCACUCGGGUGGCUGUUCCUCUUGCCAUGCUUCCACCUGAUUCAUGAAUCCUUCCUUUCCCAGUUCUCUCUCCAUUUCUUUUUUUUUUUCUCCUCUUCGAAUGCCAAGGGAAGGAGUUUUUAAUAGCUGAAGAACAAAAACACCUCCCACAUCUUACCUCAAAAAAGCUAACUCUCUGUCUUACUCACUCAUUUUGAUUUCCAAACCUCUUCUGCUAGUUCAGAGUCUGCCUUUGAAGCUUCAGUUCCUCAAUUACUAGCAUAAAAAGCUGCACCCGUUGACAUUAAUCAACGCUUGUUGAGUGUUUAUGGAGGUCAAACAGUGGAUAUGAGCACAGAGAGGUGGUGUGUGAUACAUUUCAGCAGCAGCAACACCAGCUUGAAAGACAAGCAACAUUCCAGAUGUCCAUGCCCAGCUGUCACACCAUGGAAUGAAGAACAUCUCGAUCAGCUCAUCUGCGCAAACCGGAUGGUAACUAUGUUGAAAAGUAGUGUUUUGUAACUGUGAAUUUGCUCUAUCAAAUAGCAUGACUGUGUUCUUUGUAUCUGUUGUAGUUCCCAUAGAAAUAAAUAGGAGACAUUACUUUCAGAGCAACCUUACAAAAAAACUCAAGAGUAGGAUUGAAGGUCUUCAGGGUGUCUGGGUCAUGCUGGUGCAGGUGAAUUGACUGGGUAUUCUUGCAGAUUUCCUCUAGCUCUCCAUAUCCUGAUUCACCAUACUGCAAUAAAAAAAAAGAACAGUGUCUCUUUCCCACCAACUUUAUGUUGAUUCCAGCAUCAAUAAGGAUCAGCUGUGCUGUAGAAGUGUGUCCGUGGGAAUGACUGUGAAGACCCAACUUUAUGGUGUAGGGAAACAAGCUAUUUUUGAACUAUCAGUCUAGCUGUUGCAAAGUGGAAUUCAGCACAGCUUAAUUUACCCCAUUUCUGGACGGAGGUUUGUAUCCUGCGUUGCAUUCCAUUUUGCUGGAGCAGAAUUGUUAGCAACACCCAACUAAAACAUGCACCAAAUGUUUACUCCCCAUCACUGCCACUGCUUUGACUGCAGUGUAAACGCACCACUAAUGACUUGGCCAAUAAGAGGGGAAAAUCAUGUGUCAGAGCCAAGUACAGAACUAGGAAUUUCGGCUGCCAGCCAGCUCAUUAGAUCACACUGUGUGCCUCUAAUGAAAUGCAUUGAUUUGUGACUCCUACAAUAGCAUUUUUAGGAAAUCAUUUCACUGGCUAUUUAUUUCUGUCUUGGAACAGACUGAUGAGGUGGGAAAACUGAAGCAGACUCACACUGAUUACAAAUCAAGAACAAAGUUUUAAGAAUGAGGCUAACUAACCAUUGGAACAACUUUUCUGAGGAUGUAAUGGGUUUUCCAUCAUAUCCUAUUGCAUAGUCAAUACUACUUAGCUAUAUAAAAUAUGCACUAUAGCUCCAGCAGAAGCUCUGUUUUUCUCUAGAAAUGAUUGAAUUCUUUGGUUUCUGUUACACAAGAGAUCAGACUGUGGUGUUGUAGCAGUCCCUCUUGAUGACAAAAAUCCAUGAGCCUGUGACAGCCGUUGAGUUUGAGUGUUUCUGAUCUUGUGCAGAAGCAAACUGAGAUCCCAUAACCAGUAGAUUUAAAACUGGCAAAAAAUAAAGAUCAUAAAGGGAUUACCAAAUUGUAAAGACGUACUCUGCAGAAGUGGACGCCGAUUCUUACAGUGACACAAAGUACUGUGAUGAAUUAGAAAGCUCAGAAGGCCAAUGAAACUACAAACUCGCUAUGUUUCAAAGCAUCUGGUAACAUCUCACAGAACGUCUUGACCGUCAAAAAGAAAGAAAGAAGUGAGGUGAGACCGUGUUCAUCUUGCACUUCACUGGGUGCCUCAGAAGAGCUGAUGGUGAUAGUGAGCAGUUGAUAAGAUGGAGCUGUUGAAGAUGUUGCCGUGGCGUCGUGCUUUCCUGGCAGUCAUCCUGAACCUGCUGUCACUCAGCCUCUCCACCACCGCCUUGCUCAGCAGCUACUGGUGCACUGGGACCCAGAAAGUGCCCAAGCCUUUGUGUGGGAAGAGCAAAGACUCCAAGUGCAUAGGUGUCCCCAUGACACCUGAUGCAACUGCUAGCAAUGCUACAGCCCAGGAGGAGGUGCACUACAGCUGGGAGACUGGGGAUGACCGCUUUUCCUUCAGAUACUUCCACACGGGGAUGUGGCUUUCCUGUGAAGAGAGCAUGGAAGGGCCAGAGGAGAAAUGCCGUAGCUUUAUUGAGCUUUCUCCACCAGCAGAGAGAGGAAUCCUGUGGCUGUCACUGGGGUCAGAGAUGCUGUACAUCAGCCUCCUGCUCAUCAGCUUCAUCCUCCUGAUGGUGGAAAUGCUGCACACUGGCAAUCCUGUCUGUGGACUGAAGCUCAAUGCCUUUGCUGCUGUCUCCUCAGUGCUGUCAGGUCUUCUUGGGAUGGUGGCACACAUGAUGUACAGUCAAGUCUUCCAAGCCACAGUUAAUCUGGGACCAGAAGACUGGAGACCGCACACUUGGGACUACGGCUGGGCUUUCUACAUGGCUUGGAUCUCCUUCACCUGUUGCAUGGCUUCUGCUGUCACCACUCUCAACACCUACACUAAGACAGUGCUGGAGUUCAAACGCAACCACAUCAAGGGCUAUGAUAUGAGCUUCAAGGAUCAGCCACAGCACCUCCAGUACUUCAUACAGCAGCAAAUAAGCAGCUACUAUGAGUCCCGAGACAAGCCCCUCCAUUCAGUGUCUGAGGGAGUUGACUUCUACUCUGAGCUGCAGAAGAGAGUGCUUCAGCGGGAACCAGAGCUGGACCUGGAUGAGGUCUUGGGACAGACAAUUGGGGAAGAUCAGUGUUAGGGAUGAAUGUACAGGGGUGGAACAGUGGGGUUUGGGAAGCACAAAGCUCUGAACCAAACACUAACACCACUGUUAGUAAGUUCUUGGGGAGCUCUUCCUUCCUCUGAUGUUCAGGGGGUGAGAAGAAGAAAAGUCAGGCACUGGAACAGGGCAACAGUGGUGCCAAAAGGAAGCAAGGCAGGUCUUCUCUGAUCACAGCCUGAAGGGUGUCCUCAGCUGGGAAGGAUGAAACUGGGGGUGAAUGUCAAUGGUGCCAUCUGCAUCCAAGCAUUGUCAGACAGAACUGAGGCAGGUGCCAUAAUCCCAGCAGCACUGCUCUAAGGAAAAGAUAAACAGUCCAACACAGCUGGGCCUCUCUGGUUGGAGUCACAAUGCCAUUCCAGCAGCCUCUUUUGAUCAGUGCUACGGUGUAGGGUAUAGGUGCUCAUACUGACUUGCUGUUGUCCUCCCUGAAUACCCUAUUUAUUCUUCAUUUCCAGGCCCAGGCCCAGUCUCCCGUCCCCACCCCCCAGAUUAAAAGUGCUGCUGGAGUAGAAAUGUGAGAUUGCUUUCAAACAUGUCCUCCUCUCUCUCUUACCUGUAAAGACCCCCAUAUGCACCCUCCUUGCUUUGCCCCCUCCAGCUCCCAUUCUGACACACUUUUCUGUCUGACUCUUUCUAUUCCGCUUUUCCACAUCCUUUAAGAAUCCUAGGCUGAACUUCGGCUUUUUUGUUUCUCUUCACUUACCCCUUUCCCCCUUAGUGUAAAAAUACCACCAACAGUCCCCAAAUCAAGCAAACACAUCAUCGCUCAAAGGUGAAAUGGUGGUUCACAUGAGACACACUGAUGCUGUACACAGUAUUUAUUUGCUCCACUGCAGUUCACAGUUCAAAUACAUUUUCUCAACAAUAUACAGACAGACUCUUUAUUCACAGUGGGGGCGUGUGUGUGCGGGUGGGGUGAAUUCACAGUAUGGAGGAGCUAAUGUCACUGCACUCAAAUAUAAGUUCUCUCAGGAAGAACCUCAGGAGAAUAACUACUUCAGGUAAUGAACGCCUCACCUUUCCCAGCAAGGUGGUGGCUAGACAGGAGGAAAGGUGCACUCUUGUUUAGUCUUCAUAUAUUACUGGUCCUCGCACUUUCAGUUCCUAUUAUACAGCUAUAUUAACUAACUGAAUAUUAUAAAUAACUAACCUGUCUGGAGGAAAAUCCCAGGCCUAGAGCUUUUGCUACAGUUGUGCCAAUAUAUACACAGCUAUUUACACAAAAAUACCAUUAAACAUAUACAAACUGUUCUCAGGGUUAGAUAUUAGGAAAGAAGGGCCCAAAGGCCAGCUUUGGGGCUUGCAGCUAAUCCUACACUGAAAGCUGUCCUGGAAGCUUUAUAUGGAGAUGCAGGGAA